Messenger RNA from Aspergillus tubingensis, 1749 nucleotides. RefSeq names its product FAD-dependent oxidoreductase. Gene Ontology annotation, molecular function: oxidoreductase activity; FAD binding. NCBI's taxonomy places the organism in Eukaryota, Fungi, Ascomycota, Eurotiomycetes, Eurotiales, Aspergillaceae. Bases 1 to 1749 code for a protein of 582 amino acids. The transcript has 3 exons. The record is from RefSeq and is a predicted model, not a curated record.
AUGUUCUCGGGCCUUGUCCUGCUCCUAGCCAGCCUCGUGGCCCUGCUGUCGGCCGUAGGGAAUGCAGCCGUGACCAUCCAGUCCUCCAACACCACCUGCCGCUGCUUCCCGGGGGAGAAAUGCUGGCCCUCACUAGCCGAAUGGACUCAAUUCAACGAAUCCAUUGGCGGCCGACUAAUCCAGACCAUCCCUCUCGGCAAGCCCUGCCACACGCCCUCCUACCAAGCAGGGGUGUGCGACUACCUUCGCGAACAAUGGACGGAGCCCGAAAUCCACUAUGAAUCGUCCUCUUCCAUUAUGGCCCCCUGGUUCGCCAACGGCUCGUGCGAUCCCUUCCACCCCAUCGCCAAGCCCUGCACCCUGGGAAAUUACAUCGUCUAUGCCGUGAACGUCAGUCAGCCCGGCCACAUAUCACGCGCUCUGGCUUUCGCAACCGCCCACAACCUCCGCGUCGUCGUCCGCAACACCGGUCACGACUAUAACGGCAAAUCCACUGGCGCUGGCGCCCUCGGCAUCUGGACCCAUCACCUCAAGGACAUCGACAUCGUCGACCAUCACGAUUCCCACUACUCCGGCAAGGCCAUCCGUCUGGGCGCCGGCGUCCAGGGAUACGAGGCCUGGGAGGCCGCCGACGCCCACGGCUACCAGGUCGUCAGCGGCGAGUGUCCGACCGUCGGCAUCGCAGGCGGCUACUCCCAAGGCGGCGGCCACUCGGCCCUGUCCUCGCGCUACGGCCUCGCCGCGGACCAAGUGCUGAAAUGGGAGGUCAUUGACGGCACAGGACGCUUCAUCACCGCUACCCGCGACAACGAAUACAAGGACCUGUAUUGGGCCUUGAGCGGUGGCGGCGGCGGCACUUACGGCGUCGUCUGGUCCAUGACCUCCAAGCUACAUACUGGCACGCCCGUCUCCGGACUAAACCUCACUUUCACCAAUACCAAUAUCUCCCAGGACACCUUUUACUCAGCAGUGGGCCUCUACCACUCCCUCCUCCCGGCUAUUGUCGAUGCCGGCGCAAUGAGCAUCUGGUACUUCACCAACACGACCUUCUACAUCGCGCCAAUAACGGGGCCCAACAUCCCCGUCCAGGAACUCAUCUCCUUCCUCAAGCCCUUCCGCGAUGGGUUAGAGAAAAUGGGCAUCAGAUACACCCUCUACGCAGAGCAAUUUCCGACCUACCUGGCUGAAUUCAACGGCAUGAUGCCCAACAUCCCUGUCGGGGAAGCGCAAUACGGCGGAUGGCUGAUCCCGCGAUCAGUGGUGCAUGAGAAUAACACCGCGUUGACGGCCGCGUAUCGCCAGAUCACGGAGGACGGGGCGACAUUUAUCGGGGUGGGACUGAAUGUGUCGAAGGCGUUGGUUGGGGAUGUGGAUAAUGCGGUGUUGCCUGCUUGGCGGGAUACGCUAAUUGAUACGACGCUUACGACGCCAUGGCAUUGGGAUGCGCGCCAGGAUAUGCUGGUGCAGCAGUAUAAAAUGACUUAUGAGUAUUUGCCGUUGUUGGAACGGUUGGCGCCGGAUUCGGGGGCUUAUAUGAAUGAGGGCGACUUCCGCCAACCCAACUUCCAAAAAGCAUUCUACGGAGUGAAUUAUCCCCGCCUACGACAGAUCAAGAAGAAAUAUGACCCGCUGGAUGUGUUUUAUGCCCAAACGGCUGUGGGUUCGGAUGAGUGGACGAUGUAUCCUGAUGGGAGGUUAUGUCGGGUUUCAACUUCUGAUGAUGAUACGGAUGGUUGGGAGUAUUUCUAA